UCAGCAGGUUGCACUGUGCAACCUCACCGCUAAAUGACACUAAAUCCUACACACUGUUCCUUUAUGUUAUCGUUUUGGUUUUAGGGCCAGCGGCUCCACUGGGUCGACUCGCCCUCCCCAUUCCCACUACGUUUCCAGACGCGACAGGAAGCUGUAUUCAGCAAGAGAGGCAAACCCACCGAGCUACCUGCUCAGCACCAACCUGCAGCCUGACAUAUUUAGCAACUAGCUGGAGUACACAGUGGCGAAUUUAGCAUUUCGAAGAUUAGCGAUGGCAAUCAAGAACCAGUUGCACUUGAAAACCGGUUCCAAAUUGUCCGAACCAUCGGAAUCACAUGCACUCCGAGUUUAUCAAUCCCUCUGACAGUCAGAUCCGGGCGGCCAUAUUGCUGCGCCCAAUAGUUGUGUAGGGCCCGGCAAAUUGUGCAAGGCCCCGCCUCCCCCUCUUGUCAAAGCAGAUGGCAAUGUUUACAACUUCGGUGGGAGGAUGAGGUGGAACUAACCAUCCCCUUGGUCGCGAAAAAAGAGGGGGGGAAACCCCCCCCCACCCACACCAAAACAAGACACCAUGAGAGUGAACUGCGGGAGCAGCAGCCAGACAUAUAGAGAACUGGACAGGACUGCAGACUCUGAGAGACGUCGAUAUGGAACUCUAUACUGGACUCCAGAGACUAACUAUCAUGAAUUGCAACCUGAGGGUGAUCCAGGCUCGAGCGUUCGCUCAGAACCCACACCUACGCUAUAUAAACUUGUCAAAGAAUCCUCUCACCACUCUGUCAUGGCAGCUCUUCCAGCACCUCCAAAUCUCCGAGCUGCGUCUGGAUGGUGUGGUGUUCGACUGCGGUUGUGAUAUCCGCUGGAUCCAGCUGUGGCAGCAGAGAGGAGAGGCCGGGCUCCACACGCAGCAGCUGUACUGCAGGAAUGGAGCCUCCAAGAUGCGUCUGCACAACAUGUACAUCCACAAUUGUGACUUACCAGAGAUCAGCGUGAGCCACAGCAGUGUGUUGGUGAUGGAGGGUGACAAUGUGACGGUGAGCUGCAAUGGAUCCGGAUCACCGCUGCCCGAAGUGGACUGGACUGUCAGCGGCCUGCACUCCAUCAACACACACCUGUCCAACGUGUACUGGCCCAAUAUCCACUCUAUCAACCUGACUCUUUUCAACAUCAGCCGAGAUGACAACAACUUCCAGCUGACCUGCAUUGCAGAGAACGUGGUGGGGAUGACCAACUCCUCCAUACAGCUCAACGUACAGUUUCCUCCAGUCAUCCUGAGACUGGCUGAGCCCGAGCAGCGCCUCCAUACAUGUAUCGAGUUCACAGUUCGUGGUUACCCCCACCCCAAGCUACGUUGGUUCCACAAGCAAAAGGAGAUUCUCCAGACCGAGUACAUCCGCACUGAGAUGGACUUCUACCAGGACUAUCUUGAGGGCUGUCUGACCUUCCAGAACCCAACGCACAUCAACAAUGGCAACUAUACUCUGGAGGCCAGCAACCCCCUGGGAACAGUCACCAAGACGGUGUAUGGUCACUUCCUCAUGGAGCCAGGCAUCAUUGACGAAGGCAUAGUGGAACUAGUUUCUCCGACGCCUACCGAUGGUUCAGGCCGAAAAGAUGAAGAUACAUUCGGGGUUUCCAUCGCUGUUGGUUUGGCUGGCUUCGCGUGCGUCCUCCUCCUUGUCCUUUUUGUUCUCAUCAACAAAUACGGCCGGCGCUCCAAAUUCGGUAUGAAAGGUCCAGUAGCUGUGAUCAGUGGUGAGGAAGACUCUGCCAGCCCUCUUCAUCAUGUUAACCAUGGGAUUAUUACCCCCUGUACUCUGGAUGCCGGUCCUGAUGCGGUUGUCAUAGGGAUGACUCGUAUUCCGGUGGUGGAGAAUCCUCAGUACUUCAGACAUGGGCACAAUUGCAACAAGCCAACCACCCUUGUCCAGCAUAUUAAGCGGAGAGACAUCAUCCUGAAGAGGGAGUUGGGUGAGGGAGCAUUCGGUAAAGUCUUCCUGGCAGAGUGUUAUAACCUGAGCCCCACCAAGGAUAAGAUGCUGGUGGCUGUCAAGACACUGAAAGAUCCCAAUCUGUCAGCAAGGAAGGACUUCCAGAGGGAGGCAGAGCUGCUGACUAACCUGCAGCACGACCACAUUGUUAAAUUCUAUGGAGUGUGUGUAGAUGGAGACCCUCUCAUCAUGGUGUUUGAAUACAUGAAGCAUGGAGACCUCAACAAAUUCCUCAGAGCCCACGGCCCAGACGCCAUGAUCCUGGUAGACGGCCAGCCACUGCAGUCCAACGGAGAGCUGGGCCUUUCCCAGAUGCUGCACAUAGCCACCCAGAUUGCCUCGGGCAUGGUCUACCUGGCCUCUCAGCACUUUGUCCACAGAGAUCUGGCAACCCGCAAUUGCCUGGUGGGCAACGGCCUGCUGGUCAAGAUUGGAGACUUCGGCAUGUCCAGGGACAUCUACAGCAGUGACUACUACAGGGUUGGAGGACAUACCAUGCUACCUAUUCGCUGGAUGCCCCCCGAGAGCAUAAUGUACAGGAAAUUCUCCACAGAAAGCGACAUCUGGAGCUUUGGAGUCAUCCUGUGGGAGAUCUUUACCUAUGGGAAGCAGCCCUGGUUUCAGCUGGGUAACAACGAGGUUAUUGAGUGCAUAACCCAGGGUCGGGUUCUGGAGAGGCCACGGAUUUGUCCUAAGGAGGUGUAUGACAUCAUGCUGGGCUGCUGGCAGAGGGAACCACAGCAGCGACUGAACAUUAAGGACAUUCAGAAGGUCCUUUUUGCCAUGGGAAAAGCCACGCCGGUCUACCUGGACAUCCUGGGCUAGCAGCAGCACUGGAUGGCCCGUUCCUCGCCAGACAGAUCGACAGAGACAUACAGACAGACCGACCCACACGAAUCGAGGAAUAACCAAACCAACCUGCUCCACUGUCGAAAAACAUCUACAAUGUUUGGGAAGGACUUAAGUGCCUGCAACACUUUUGGAUAUAGUGGAUAAAACAUAUUCAAAAAACACGCACUUUUACAUUUGUUUACUUGGUUAUAAGAUGUACAAGUUUGAAGAAAACUUUUUUUUCCCUCGAAAAACUGCAAAAAUACACAAAAAUGGAGAAGAAAAGGGAAGUAAUGUGGACUGCUAUAGGAAAAUGGCCACAGUUUGAUUAUAUUAUAGAGAGAACACAUCAGAGUUAAAAUCUAUCCUGGGUUUGGUUUUAUGAAUAUAUAUAGAAAUAUUACAUAUAUUUUAUAUUUAUUUCUUUUUGUGAGGGUGUUUGAGGGUCUGCCAUGUGUGUUGCUAAGGGCUCAGCCCUGUCUGAAGACGUCACCGACAAACUAUUGGCAGGGACUUGACGAUGGAAGCCUUACUUGCUCUCUGAUUGGCCGGCACUGAGAUUUUAAUGGGAACUCUGAUUCUGUGGAAUAACACUGGAUGGUUGGAAAAACAAGAGCACUCUGGGGAGGACCUACCCAAUCAGACAACUGACAAAUCUAUUUUAAUUUAAAAAUAAUGUACAUAUUGUAAAAUUCUAUGUGUCAAAAUUAUGUUAACUUAUUUUUUCGGACGUUAUUUUCGUUCCUUUUCCGACUGUGAUCUGGGUGGCUGAAGUUUAAAGCUAUGGCAUCUGUUUUCAUCCUUAUCUAGAGGAGAUUUCUCUUGGGAAUUACCUGUGUCAGUGCUGGUAAGUUGUCGUGUUGAAGGUGAAUGACAGUGAACACAGUUUGAAAAGCCCACUGACAUUGAAUCACAGACUCGGAGCAAUGGUUCAACACGACACUUUUCCAAAGAGUCGAUGAAACCUCAUAUUCACUCUCCAGUUCAUUUGCUUUUUAUGGUGAGUAUAAUGCGUUGAUAAGUAAUAUCUUACAGCGCUCCCCUCAAACACAUACACAAGUUAGAAACUGUUGUAUCAUUUUCAGGCUUUUAGGUGUAAAACUGCUUUUCCACUCUAAAGAAAACAUUUUUGUAACUGAGAGUAUAAAUCAUUUGUUAGGCACAGGUGUGUGUCAAACACACACAGGCUGAGAAAAUCAUUAACAUAAUGAAAUUGUUCGACAUUGUGGGAAAAUGCACUCAUUUACUUCCUUGCUGGGGGUUAGAUACGACUCUCAUAAUCUGUCAGCUAAUAACAAGCUAUAGCCACGAGACAGUUAGCUUAGCAUGAAGACUGGGGACGGGGGAAACAGCUAGCCUGGCUCUGUCCAAAGGGAACAGAAUCUGCCUACCAGCACCUCUAAAGCUCUAAAAUUAUCAUGUUUUGAAGAGCUGAAGUGAACGUCUGGACUCUGUUCCAGAGGAAAAUGUCUGUUCAAAUCCACAUUGACAUUUAUGAUGGGACAAAUAACAAAAAAAAACCCGCCUUUGAACAGAGCCUUACUCAGCAAUAUGCCAUUUGUUUCACUUUGUAUGUCUAGAUAAGGAUGGUAAAGAACAAAAAAAGUCUAAUUUCAUUGUUUUAAAUAUCUUUUAGCGCUAACUAAAAACACCAUUCCCUGUUAAACAUCAUGGCUCAACAAAAGAACGCUAGUGAAUAUUACUGAUAUGGAUAGAUGGAAGUUAUGAUAACACAAGUACCCAUGCUGAUUUGCUGGUAAAUUUUUAAUGGGAGCUGAAUUUUUUUGUACGCUAAUAAAAUAAUCAGUGUUUAACUUAAAAUCACAAAGGUUUCAACUUGUACUAGCAAACGCUGUGGUGGAUGGUGAUUGUCUUAGAAAAUGGAUAGUAAACCACAGGAACACGCUUCAUUUUUUCCAGAAAGACGGAUGAAAGAAAUGUUGAGUGAGAGACUGAAAUGAGUUAUAGAGGCAAAUGGAACAGAGGCUAGCCCAACAUGACGAGCUGGCCAGCCUCGGCUCUCUAUACUCUGUUUGUUUAAUCUACAAAAACCAAAGCGUAAAAAGAAACCAUGUCCCCACAAGCUGCCAGCCGACUUUCUCCCUAAACAAAUAACAUCUUAAUGAGAUUUAGAAUUGCUGGCAGGCUCAUUUUUUUACCGUUGGACAGAGCCACACUAGCUUAGUUUUUUGCUUGUUUUCAGUCUGUGUCCUAAGCUAAAGCUAAGCGGCUGCUGAAGCUUCAUACAGUAUUUACCGUACAGGCAUGAGAGCGAUAUCGUUCUUCUCUUCUCACUCUUGGCAAGUAAGCAAAUAACUGUGUUUUCCAUAAUGUUGAACUACUGCUUUCAAGAAUUCUAGGCGGAUACCAUCAGCAUCCUGCCACUUCACAAGCCAUGAAACGAGACACAGUGGAUUCCUCCCUCCCGUUUCAUUUGGAACAAAAAAAAUGAAAACAUUUCUUUUUUAUUAUACUGAUUUCUUUUUCAUCAACUGUACAUGACUCAAGGUCAUUCUUUUUUUCCUCGAACUCGUGGCCUUUGCAUGUUAAGCAAUGACGAGGUUUUACACCCGUCUAUUGCUUUGAUAAAAACCUCUUCUGUCACAACCGGAGAGGAGCCACUGAAGCAGGUAGCUACUUGUGUUAAUUUGUGGACGGUACAUCAAAAAUAAUAAUCACUGCAGUGGAUCAGCUAAAUGUGUGGUUCCAUAUUUACAGAAUUUACUGAACUGGAAAACAUGAAGAGUUUUAUUCCAAAAUGUGGCAUGAAGCAUGACCCCCAGAAAGCUUAACAGCAACAACAACAAAAAAAAGAAAGAAACUAAAACCAAAUAUUAUUUUUAAAGAAUAAUUCGUAAUUAAGUGCUCCGUUGACUAAAUGAGUUCAUUUUUAAAGAGGGGAUCGUGUAGAUUUCUCCAACGUGAAUGAAAAACCUCAGGCAACAUUUUUAUUUUAUGUUGUAUCUGGAUAUAUAACGUUUUGGAGCAGAACUCUUCACCUCUCUUCCUUAUUAUCUUGACAUGAAUUCUCACAGUAUCACAGUGUUGUCUCUGUUCCCCUUGGGACUAUGUAAAUCAUUAAUGACCAUUCAGUUAUUUCAAGUGUUUUAAAUGAAAGGCAAGAUCCAAUCCAAUGAGUUACCCAAAGCAUUCAGUUUUUGUGUAUUCUCUCGUGGUAAAGAUAAACGCUUAAAGACAUUAUGACACAGACUGUGAGCAUUUGCAGGGUAUUGUAAUCCUUUCAUGGUGCGUUCAAUAUUGUUUAAAAAGUUUUGUUUUGUUUUGUUUUUCUUUUCUUGGAUGAACUAACUGAACACUUUUUGAAGCAAAGUUGGCAUAUUACCAUGUACACAUGUUACAGAAUAUAAAAAUGUGGUAUAACAACUGCGGUAUAUAAAAUACUGGUAUUCCAUGAUAGAUCUUUGUAUUAAUGUGACUCUCUUAAGAAAAUGUCUUCAAACAAUCAGAUGAUCUCCUUUUCCAUUUUGUCCUGUCUGUUUGUCAUAAAGAUGUGUGAAUUUGACAAAAUCUUGUCUUCAUCUAAAUCUUUUAGAGAG
Xiphias gladius (swordfish) is the source of this 6376-nucleotide messenger RNA. It is a transcript of the gene ntrk3b, whose product is annotated as neurotrophic tyrosine kinase, receptor, type 3b. Gene Ontology annotation, biological process: positive regulation of kinase activity; cell surface receptor protein tyrosine kinase signaling pathway; multicellular organism development. Gene Ontology annotation, molecular function: ATP binding; neurotrophin receptor activity; transmembrane receptor protein tyrosine kinase activity. The record is from RefSeq and is a predicted model, not a curated record. Bases 645 to 2813 code for a protein of 722 amino acids. Lineage: Eukaryota; Metazoa; Chordata; Actinopteri; Istiophoriformes; Xiphiidae. The transcript has 17 exons. Gene Ontology annotation, cellular component: signaling receptor complex; axon; plasma membrane.